Anarrhichthys ocellatus (wolf-eel) is the source of this 2702-nucleotide messenger RNA. Its product is annotated as kelch-like protein 20. Lineage: Eukaryota; Metazoa; Chordata; Actinopteri; Perciformes; Anarhichadidae. The record is from RefSeq and is a predicted model, not a curated record. The transcript has 11 exons. The coding region runs from base 228 to 2096 and encodes 622 amino acids. Gene Ontology annotation, molecular function: protein binding.
UUACAGCCGAUGAACGUUUACUCUCACCCGUCUGUACCCGAUUGGUGUUUUCCCGAAACGACGGUUUACUUUGACUCGAGAGCUAACGGCUCGUUAAGCUUCAUUAAUGAGCUAAUAAACGGUCUCAGAUGGUCUCUCCGCCUUGUCGCUUCUAUGGCCAAACUGGUUUAACUGUCAUGUCUCGUAUCCCUCCGCUUUACCUCCCAGGCUCUUUAUCAAAGUGAGGCAUGGCUGAAAUAAUCGCCGUCCACGCCGGUUUGCCCUCGUCGUCCACUAUGAACUUCCUCUUCCAGGAGGACCCCACCGCCACUUCCACCGCUGCUGCUGCCGCCCCUCCGGCCUCUCUGACCGGCGAGGACUACCUGUUCGUGGAGGCCAGGCACCCCAACACCGUGCUGCAGGGCCUAAACAGCCUGCGGCUCAACAACGCCUUCUGUGAUGUGACCCUGUGCUGUGGAGGACAGGAGUUCCCCUGCCAUCGCAUUGUGCUGGCCUCCUUCAGCUCUUACUUCCAGGCCAUGUUUUCCACUGACCUGAUAGAGUCCAAACAGGAGCGCGUUGCCAUCAAUGGAGUUGAGCCUCAGAUGAUUGGCAUGCUGGUGAGCUACGCCUACACAUCAGAGGUCUACAUUUCUAAAGCAAAUGUGCAGGCGCUGCUGGCAGCAGCUAAUCUGCUGGACGUGAUGGACGUGCGAGAAGCCUGCUGCCAUUUCAUGAAGCGUCAGAUGGACGAGAUGAACUGUGUGGGCAUUCACUGCUUUGCCGAGGCCCAUUCCUGUAAGGUGCUGGAGAAACUCAGCAUGGACUACAUCCACGAGCACUUCAGCAGUGUUUCUCAGCAGGAGGAGUUCCUGUCUCUGUGUGUGGACAAACUGACAGAAAUCAUUGCCAGUGAUUUCCUAAAUGUGCCUAAAGAGGAGAUGGUGUUUGAGGCCGCCAUGUCGUGGUUGAAUAAAUGUUCCUCCCGCAGACAGAGCUUUGAGAAGGUCCUCGAACACAUCCGGCUGCCUCUCAUCAGCCCGUACUACCUCCACGACGUGAUCGAGUCUCUGGAUGUGGUGAAGGAGAACCAGGGCUGCCAGAAGCUCAUCUCUGAGGCGAAGGACUACAUGCUGCUGAAGGACCGCCGUGGAGAGCUCUACUGCCCCAGAGCGAGGCUGCGCAGGUUCACAGGGACAGCUGAAGUGAUAGUGACGGUUGGCGGAGAGGACGACAAGGUGGUGCUGCGCAGCGUCGAGAGCUUCGAUCCUGUGACGCACCAGUGGAAGAAUCUGGCCUGCCUGCCCUUCGCUGUGAGCAAACACGGGCUGGUCGUGUCAGACUCCACGCUGUAUUUGGCGGGAGGAGAGUUUCCCGACGGCUCGGCCAGCAGAGAGAUGUGGCGCUACGACCCCCGCUUCGACUCCUGGAUGGAGUCGGCUCCCAUGAACGUCGCUCGUUCCGAGUUGGGCCUGGUGAUGCUGGACGGCUUCGUGUAUGCAGUGGGGGGGUGGGAGGGACGCUCUCGUCUGGACUCGGUGGAGUGCUACAACCCUCACAACAACUCCUGGCAGUUCACGGAGUCUGUCAAGAUGGCCGUCACGAGUCCUGCCGUGGUGGCCCUGGACGGACUGCUCUAUGUCACUGGUGGUGCAGUUCUAGAGGACGGCGACGGCACAGACCUCGCUCAGGUAUACAACCCCAAGACCACUGCAUGGACGGAGGUCGCCCCCAUGCAGAUCGCUCGCUCUGGUUCAGCUGCUUGCACACUCAAAGGAAAGAUUUAUGUGAUAGGUGGAUGGCAUGCCUCGACAGAGAACACCGAUAAGGUGGAGUGUUACAGCCCGAAGACCAAUCAGUGGACCAUGUGCGCCCCAAUGACAGAGCGACGCUACCGGCCCGGUGCUGCCGUGGUAGAUGGCAAAAUCUACGUCCUGGGAGGAGAAGAAGGCUGGGACAGAUAUCACGACACUAUCGAGAGGUACUGCGACGAGACGGACACGUGGGAGAUCGUCGGGGAGAUGCCCACCAGUCGCAGCUGGCUCAGCUGCGUGUCUCUCCAGCUGAGGAAGGACAUCCACAUGAGCAGCUAUCCCGGGACGCCAAACGACAACUGAGCGACGUUUUUUUCUUAAAGAACUCUUUCACGGUCAUUCUCUGUGCCCUCAGUCGGGGACGGUGCACUACAAAGCUCAGAGCUGUGGAGAACAGCCAACUGAGAUGAUGCCUGGCUCAGCGCUGUUUGAGUGCUUACUGGUGCCAAACGGUAGUCUGUUUUUAAUCUGACUGCUUGUGGAAUGCGCCUCUUAGGGUCCCGGCUUUUUGGCGUGGUGACCAACAUCGCAUCAGGAAUCUCAAGGAGCUGAUUGACAACUCAGUGAGCAGUCUAAACUCUCUCUGAUGGAUGUUUAUGGUGCUGUUUUAAUGUCCGAGCACCUCGCAUCUUUGAAGGUUUUCUCAGCCAACGAACUGUGAAGAAGACCUUAAAAAAUGGUGAACAUUUUUGCACUGUCAAAAGAUGCUUUGUGAGCCGAAGAAUCUACUUGUGAAUAUUUUCAAAGGUCUAAACGUGAGCAGUGUUUUUGUAAUGAAACUUUGUACGUUCCGAAUGAUUGUCUUACACCUGUAAUAUGUUGAGUAUAUUUUUGUAACGUAAUGUGGGUCAUAAACUUUAGUGACUUUAAAUGGAGUGGAUUCUAAUAAAUAAAAACAUUAAUUCUUAA